AUGGGUGUUUGUUCGGUCAUAUGCGUGAUAUUCAUCACCAUUAUCUUCCCUCCGCUCGGCGUCUGGGCUGUAGCAGGAUGUGGAAUGGAUUUGGUCAUCAACAUAUUCCUGACGAUUCUCGGAUACUUGCCGGGCCACAUACACGCGUUUUAUCUUGAAUAUGUCUACUACGAUAGGCGGCAACAAGCCCGCGAGGGUUAUGCUCCACCACGUCGUGCUCCCGGCAUUUACUCCGAAAAGGUGCAAACGGGUGGGCAAGCCUUU
Molecule: messenger RNA, 264 nt
Organism: Trichoderma atroviride IMI 206040
Lineage: Eukaryota; Fungi; Ascomycota; Sordariomycetes; Hypocreales; Hypocreaceae
Source: RefSeq, a predicted model, not a curated record